GAUAAUGUGAAUGUCAAAGAUAAAGGAGUUUGAGUCUUGUUUACGCCAUACGGGGUUCGUCCUUAUUUAUUCCACCCUGUUCUUCUCUCCAUUGGUAUAAGGAAACCCACAAAUUUUCCUUCUCAGUCUGCACUCCUCGCCAAUCUCUGCACCCUUUUCUUUCUUUUCAGUCAUUGUUUCUUGUUCUUGUUCUUGUUGUUUGGUUGAUUGGUUUUUAUUAUUUUGUCUUUCUUUUAGUUUGAUGGGUGUAUAAGAAGUUUACAUCACUUACUUUGGAUUCUGCCUCAAUUGGGUUUCGACACUUUGAACUGCCUGCUGCUGUUGUGUUGCUGCUACAAGUACAAAGGCUUUCUUGCUUCAAGUGGCGUGUGCUUUUUUGAAGAUGGAAAAGAUUAAUUUUGUCAAAAAUGGAGUUUUAAGAUUGCCACCGGGAUUCCGUUUUCAUCCCACUGAUGAAGAGUUGGUUGUUCAGUAUUUGAAGCGCAAGGUUUUUGCUUUCCCCUUGCCUGCUUCUAUAAUUCCUGAAGUUGAUGUCUGCAAGUCUGAUCCUUGGGAUUUGCCAGGUGAUUUGGAGCAAGAGAGGUACUUUUUUAGCACGAGGGAAGCAAAAUACCCAAAUGGGAACAGAUCCAAUAGAGCUACUGGCUCUGGUUAUUGGAAGGCCACUGGACUUGACAAGCAAAUUGUAACUUCCAGGGGCAACCAAAUUGUGGGCAUGAAAAAAACUUUGGUUUUUUAUGGGGGGAAGCCACCGCAUGGUUCAAGAACCGAUUGGGUUAUGCAUGAAUAUAGGCUUGUUGGUUCGGAGACAACUCAAAAUAAAAGCUCAAACCAGAGCCCUGUGAUGGUGGUCGAAAAUUGGGUUCUAUGCCGGAUAUUCUUGAAGAAAAGAAGUUCUAAAAAUGAAGAUGAGGAGACUUGCAAUGCUAAAGGAAGCCGUAAAUCGAGGACCAUCAAGCCUGUUCUCUAUGAUUUUAUGAAAAAAGAAAGAGCUGAUUUGAAUCUGGCUCCUUCUUUUUCUUCUUCUUCAGGGACAAGUGGAAUCACUGAAAUUUCUUCCACUGAAUCAGAUGGUCACGAAGAGAGCAGUUGCAAUAGCUUCCUUUAUUUCAGAAGAAAACAGUAAACAAAUAAAUUAUAAUUUCCCUCUUUUGUACUGGCUGUACCAGUAAUUGCUGGUCUUCCGAUCAAAAAAAAAAAAAGUCAGAAUAAGCAUUUUGCAAUCCAUUGUUUGGUCAUUUAAGUCUCAACUUUGUUGUCUCAGAUUAUCAAUUUACAGAACGAGAUCUCAAUGGAAGAAAAGCCUCCAAAAAAACAACUGCAUUAGUUGUUAUCAGUAAUUUCAAAGAGCAAUGUAUUUUAACAAAUUCAAGUCAACUUGACUGUAAUCAUCAAUAAAUCCCGGAUCUCAUUAUGUUCUUA
Molecule: messenger RNA, 1422 nt
Organism: Mangifera indica (mango)
Lineage: Eukaryota; Viridiplantae; Streptophyta; Magnoliopsida; Sapindales; Anacardiaceae
Product: NAC domain-containing protein 83-like
Exons: 3
Coding region: 383-1126 (247 amino acids)
Biological process (GO): regulation of DNA-templated transcription
Molecular function (GO): DNA binding
Source: RefSeq, a predicted model, not a curated record